This is a messenger RNA of Microthlaspi erraticum, 894 nucleotides long. The record is from the annotation of a GenBank genome assembly. Lineage: Eukaryota; Viridiplantae; Streptophyta; Magnoliopsida; Brassicales; Brassicaceae.
AUGGCGUUUACACUAUGUGGAAGAGCUCGUCGCUUAGUCUCUGCAACUUCAGUUCAUAAAAAUGGUUUUCUUCAGAGACUGCAACAAACGGGAUCGGAUCGGUUUCAGCAGCUUGGUGAAGCAAAAGCAAUUAGAUUAAUACCCAGGAGGACCAACAUGGUUCAAGAACUGGGAAUUAGAGAAGAAUUGAUGCAAGAAAACAAAGAAAACAGAGAAAACAGAGAAUUAGAGACAAGAUAUGAUUUCCUGGGUGAGAUGAGACAGAGAUUUCUGAGAUUCAAGAGACAAAAGUACUUACCAGAGAUUGACAAGUUUCAAGCUUUGGCCAUAGCUCAAUCACCAAAGGUCAUGGUGAUAGGAUGUGCAGAUUCAAGGGUGUGUCCAUCUUAUGUACUUGGAUUUCAACCUGGUGAAGCUUUUACCAUCCGAAAUGUUGCUAACCUCGUUACCCCGAUUCAGAACGGAUCAACAGAAACCAACUCAGCUCUUGAGUUUGCAGUCACUACUCUUCAAGUGGAGAACAUUAUAGUAAUGGGUCAUAGCAAUUGUGGAGGAAUAGCAGCGCUUAUGAGCCAUGAAAACCACCAAGAACAUCACUCUAGUUUAGUAGAGAGAUGGGUUAUGAAUGGAAAAGCUGCUAAGUUAAGAACACAAGCAGAUUUAUCACAUUUAAGCUUUGAUGAACAAUGCAGAAACUGUGAGAAGGAAUCUAUAAAGGAUUCAGUGAUGAAUUUGAUAACAUAUCCAUGGAUAAGAGAGAGAGUAAAAAGAGGUGAAGUCAAGAUUCAUGGAUGUUAUUACAAUUUGUCAGACUGUAGUCUUGAGAAGUGGAGACUCAGUUCAGACAAGAACAACAAUGGAUUCUACUUGUCAGAUAGAGAGAUAUGGAGUUGA